CAGAAACCCACCACUCUCUGUUUCACACUCACACUCCACCAAACAAAACACAAAGCCAUGAACAAAAACACUUCACGUCCUCUCUUCCUUCUCCCGUUUCUCUUAUUCUUGUUUUCCCUCAGUUUAAUCUCAGCCCUUAAUCUCAAUCCAAUGCCAUCCUUCGAUUUCAUCCCCAGCCCUGGCUCCCAACCCCUAACCAACGACUCAGAUUUCAUCCGCUCCAGCUGCAACUCAACUCUCUACCCGGACCUCUGCUACGCGUCGUUGGAAGGCUACUCCAGCUCCGUCCGAGAGGACCCGGCGCAGCUGGCUCGUGUCGCCAUCGGCGUCAGCUUGAAGAAGGCCAAAGCCAUGGCGUCCUACGUGGCCAACGUCAGCCGCGAGGCCGACUACAGCUCCGACCCCCGGGUGUGUUCGGCGCUCCAUGAUUGCCAUUCGAACUUCGGCGACGCAGUGGAGGAGAUCCAGGGGUCGCUGAAACAGAUGCGACACCUCGGCGCGGCGGGGAGCUCGAAGGAGACCCUCCGGUUUCUGAUGAGUAAUGUGCAGACGUGGAUGAGCGCGGCGUUGACGGACCAGGAGACGUGUACGGACGGUUUCGAUGACGUGGCGGACGGGCCAGUGAAGGCGGAUGUUGUUGAUAGGGCGGCGUAUGUGAAGAAGCUGACCAGCAAUGCCCUUGCUUUGGUUAACAGUUAUGCUGAGAAAGAAAUGAGUUGAUGUAGAAGAUGAUGAUGAUGAUGUUGGUGAAAUGUUAGGUGGUUUAGGGCCAUUGGAUGUUGGUGAGUUAGAUAGAAUUAGUGUAUGAAUGUUAAGGUCAAAUUAUAUAUAAUACUCUCUAUAUAUAUUUAUAUUUUUAAUUAUGAUUAAUAUUUAUAAUUUUUAUGUAUGCAUUUAUGUAUGUAUGUAUUAGGAAGAAAAUUGGAUGUUAAUUGUUGAG
This is a messenger RNA of Pistacia vera, 940 nucleotides long. Its product is annotated as pectinesterase inhibitor 7-like. Gene Ontology annotation, molecular function: enzyme inhibitor activity. The transcript has a single exon. The record is from RefSeq and is a predicted model, not a curated record. Bases 58 to 720 code for a protein of 220 amino acids. Gene Ontology annotation, biological process: negative regulation of catalytic activity. Lineage: Eukaryota; Viridiplantae; Streptophyta; Magnoliopsida; Sapindales; Anacardiaceae.